Glycine soja is the source of this 2100-nucleotide messenger RNA. Its product is annotated as patellin-6-like. Bases 422 to 1687 code for a protein of 421 amino acids. The record is from RefSeq and is a predicted model, not a curated record. NCBI's taxonomy places the organism in Eukaryota, Viridiplantae, Streptophyta, Magnoliopsida, Fabales, Fabaceae. Gene Ontology annotation, molecular function: lipid binding. The transcript is spliced from 4 exons.
AGCUCAAGCAACCUCCACUCGCCACAAAAAAGCGCGUGCCCUCACUCUCUGCCAUGACCUCUUGUCUCCAUUCACUCCCUCAUCACCACAUUCAAAUUCGUUUCUUCCUUAAACACCACUUUCAUCUCCCUCAUUCAUUCAAACACAACACAACACAAAGUGUCACAAACACACACUCCAAAACUCAAAUCUCGCCUCACCUCUCUUGUUCUCGUUCCCCCACCCCACUCCCUCAUUUUCCUUCCUCUACCCCCAUUUUUCUCUAACCACCCCUCACACACUUCACUUACACAUAGAGAGAGAGAAAGUUCGGUGCUUUUGUAUAGAAUCAUCACCCCAUUACCCUGCAUUCACCAUUUCAUGCAUUGAUUCUAUCUGGGAUCUCUCUCAAAAGAAAAAAAAGAAAAACCCCUCUUUGAUAAUGGACACCACUUCAUCCCCUAUGUCCCUCCAAACCCAAAAAACAAACUUUCAAGACCUUCCAGAAGCUUCCCCCAAGCCAUACAAGAAGGGUAUAGUGGCCACCCUAAUGGGAGGAGCUGGUUCCUUCAAAGAAGACAACUAUUUUGUGUCCCUUCUGAGAUCCUCAGAGAAAAAGGCCCUUCAGGAGCUAAAAGAAAAGCUCAAGUCUUCAUUUGAGGACUCUCCCUCUGAUGCCUCCAUGUGGGGCAUUCCGCUCCUUGGAGGCGAUGACAAAGCUGACGUCAUCCUCCUCAAGUUCCUCAGAGCAAGGGACUUCAGGAUUGGUGAUGCACACCACAUGCUCCUGAAGUGUUUAUCUUGGAGGAAGGAGUUUGGUGCUGACACCAUCUUGGAAGAGGAUUUAGGGUUCAAUAAGGAGCUUGAAGGGGUGGUGGCAUACAUGCAAGGGUAUGACAAAGAAGGCCACCCUGUGUGCUACAAUGCCUAUGGGGUGUUCAAGGACAAGGAAAUGUAUGAAAGGGUCUUUGGUGAUGAGGAGAAGCUGAAGAAGUUCCUAAGGUGGAGGGUUCAGGUUCUUGAGAGAGGCAUCAAGGUGCUUCAUUUCAAGCCUGGUGGGGUCAAUUCCCUCAUUCAGGUCACAGACCUCAAGGACAUGCCAAAGAGAGAGCUUAGGGUGGCGUCCAACCAGAUCCUCUCCUUGUUCCAAGACAACUACCCGGAAAUGGUGGCUCGCAAGAUUUUCAUCAACGUGCCAUGGUACUUCAGCAUGUUGUAUUCAAUGUUCAGCCCGUUUCUGACUCAGAGAACCAAGAGCAAGUUUGUGAUCUCUAAGGAAGGAAAUGCUGCUGAGACACUCUACAAAUUUAUGAGACCUGAAGACAUUCCUGUGCAGUAUGGAGGACUGAAUCGGCCCAGUGACUUGCAGAAUGGUCCCCCAAAACCUGUAUCUGAGUUCAGAAUCAAAGGAGGGGAGAAAGUGAACAUACAAAUAGAAGGAAUUGAGGCUGGUGCAACUAUCACAUGGGACAUUGUAGUGGGAGGCUGGGACUUGGAAUACAGUGCUGAGUUUGUGCCAAAUGCUGAGGGAAGCUACACCAUAGCAGUGGAGAAGCCAAGGAAAAUGGGGGCAUCGGAGGAAGCAAUCCACAACUCAUUCACAUCAAAAGAAUCUGGCAAAAUGGUGCUCUCAGUUGACAACACUGCCUCAAGGAGGAAAAAGGUUGCUGCUUAUCGCUAUGUUGUACGCAAAAGCAGCACCAUUUGAGAAUGGCCAUUAUUAUCUAGGACCUUUUUAUUAAUAUAUAUAUAUAUAUCUUGUUUGUGAUUUCUACCUUUUUUUGGUUAAAUUUUUAGAGGGUCUUAUUUAUGCUUCUGAACUAAUUAAAAGCCUGUUUCACAGGUAUUAACUAGUAAUAGUGGUGGUACUAAUGUGAUGUAAAAAAAGAGAAAACUGGUGGUGGUAUAGGCUUGGUAUAGAAGGAAAGCAAUUAAGUUUGCUUAUAUAGCAUUACCAAAUUACUAUUUGUUGUCCCUCACGUUGUGGUGACUCUUGUUGCAAGUGUGUGUGUGACCAUUGAUUGUAUUAUUUUUGUCCUUUGUGACACGUGUUUAUUGUGUAUGUUGCAAUCUAGAGGCAUCAUCACUUUGUGAAGGAGCAAUCUAUGGUUUAUUUAUUUA